This is a messenger RNA of Cyprinodon tularosa, 2891 nucleotides long. Its product is annotated as transmembrane protein 26. The transcript has 3 exons. The record is from RefSeq and is a predicted model, not a curated record. Lineage: Eukaryota; Metazoa; Chordata; Actinopteri; Cyprinodontiformes; Cyprinodontidae. The coding region runs from base 46 to 1122 and encodes 358 amino acids.
AUCACACCUUUUACAGCGAAUUUCUGUGCAGGGAUUUCGCGCCUCAUGAUGUGUCGCUACCUGAAUAUCUUGCUGGCACUCCUUAGCCGCUUCCUGUUCGCCAUCCAUGGGGUUGUGACGGUGUGGCGAGUGGUGGUUGUUAAAGGGGAGCCUCUCUAUUGGCUGCUGGUUUUGGGUGUGGCUCUGCUGGGAGUGGAAAUGGCCCUCACCCUCAAAUGUACCAGCAAUGCGGAGUGGAAAUGGUUCUCCCCUAUGGUUUUCCUCUACCUCAGUACUGUCAUCCCAUCCAUUUGGUUUCUGGAGCUGAGCCUAUUACAGUCCAUGCUGCCCCUCAACAAUUCCUCCAGCCACGAGCUUCAUUUGCUGGCCCACAUCCCCAUCACAAAGGGCAUUGAGGACCUUGAACCAGAGAACUGGGUAGAAGGACUGGAGCAGACCAUGCUUAUUGUACUGGUUCUGGGUCGUUGGCUGAUGCCAAAAGGGGACAUGUCACGGGACCAGCUUUCACAGCUCCUCAUGGUUUAUGUUGGACUGGGUGCUGACAUCCUAGACAUCUUUGACACCUUCAAGGAACCUCAAGUUAAAACUAACAGGACGGUCGUCAUCAUUGGGCUUGCCCUCUUCUCUUGGGCGCUUAUGCAGUUUCCUCUGGUUCUCACCCAGACGCAGGCCUCACAGGGUGAGCUUCCUAAGAGGAGCUGGAAUAACCUCCCCUGCUGUCAUGGAGCUUCCUCCUCACCCCCCUCUUGCUGCUCCAAUGAGAUCUGGAGUUUGUUGCUCACUGUAGGACUACAGGAUGCCCCGUUCCUGGUUUAUCGCCUAUACCUCAUGAUAAAAGAGAAGGUGCAGAACCAGCUGAUGAUUUUCUUCACCUGCAAGAACAUACUUAUUGUCCUUUUGGAGCUUUACAGGAUCUUUGUGGUGCAUUUUGAACAGCAGGUACAAGACUCAGUGUUUGACAGGUGUGGGCCUCUGGAGACCUACAGUCAAACCCUUAGGGGUAGUAACACAGAGGAGGCUGAACAAGAGAAUGGUAAACAGAGGCAAAGAGCAGAGCAGAGCUGUCGUAUGGACAUGGAAAUGGGACCAGACGGAGGGGAAGAGCGCAAAGCGUCCAUGUAAAGAAAAGGGUGCAAAACUCGCAGGAGGGUGACUUUGACCUCUUGGGAGGGAAGAGAAACUGUGUUCACUCACCAAGACUAAAGCUGAAUGCAGCUACCAUCUCUUAGAUCUCAGCCUCAUUCUGAGACGGUCUUUGCUCUCUGGAGGUUUAGUAACAAGAUAUAAAGCACAAAGGAAGAGUAUGUCCCCACAAAAAAAAAAAGAGAAAAAGCUGUCUUUGAUAAAACUUAAGAAAAACCUUGAACAUUCUGACCUCAGCACUGUCAGUUUUUCAGUCACAUUAAGCAGUUAGUAAUACCAAAACAACUGUUAUUUGUUUUGCUUUUAACUUUUUCCUAAUUGCAAAAGAAGUAGAAGGGUUUGAUUAAUAUCUUUGUAAGCAAUAAGAAAAAUUUCUAUAUCAAAUAAGGAGCUAAUAAGCAUGAGGGGUGACAUUUCACAAAUGUGUUUCUUAUUAGUUAAUAAACUUUUUCUAAUAAAGGCCUUUAUAUAAAUAAAUAAAUGAAACAGCACAUGGCUGUUUAUUUGCUUGCCAUGAGAUGGCAGUGUUGCUAAGACAACUGAGAUACACACACAUCCCUGAAACAUACAUGAGAUUUGCAUGGAGAGAGAAGCUUGAAUGUUUUUGAGCUGCAAGUUUUUUUUUUCUGUUUUGGGAGGAAAAACCUCCUCUAUGGGUGUUGUUUACAAGAUCAAAAUCAGCGAGUGUUGCAACUCUAGUAGUACUCUAGUAAUUAGAAAUAGAUUUAGUACCUUCAGACAGCUGUUUUGCAAUUACUAAUCAAAUGUAGUCAUUUUAAAGACACAUCCUGAUAAGCGGGAGGCGAGUGAAGAGGUCUGCUACUCACUCUCAGGUUAUUUUCCUCCUGAGCACAAUCAGCUCACCGCAGCCGGCUUCAGAACUCACUGCAUUUUCAUAAUGGCUGAAAAAGCACACUUGUGAUUAUGUGAGAUUUGCUCUCACUUGCUUUCUUUUUAAAGUCAGAAAGGUGCUUCUGAGAGAUUCCUCCACAUGACCACAAAAGCAAGAGGCUCUUAAAUAGCAAGUGAGAACAGGGAGGGGGGGUGUUUGAUCUGAAGCCCAGGGUCUCAAGGUUUCGAGCUACUUAAAGGUGGGGACAAACGACCCCUCCUCUCAGCGUCUCAAUUCACACAAUAACUCUCCUGUCACAUGGGGGCUCGGAUGCAGCCCUGCUGAAUUCAUGGAUGACCCUGCUUUGUUGAGCUUCUGCUUAGGUGUCGAGGUAGGCAGCAACAGAAGAGCAGCAAUGGCAGCGAGUGGCAUUUCAAUCAGGGGUCUUACUGAGACAGACCUGUAUCAUUGUCCAUUAAAUAGCUGCACUUCAACCAGCCUUCAUUGUAAUGACAGGAGCUCAGGCUCCUGUAGGAGCUUGGGCUGCGUUACCUCUUGUUUAGAGCAGAGAAAAAGAAGAGAACAGAGUGAUGUGAAGGCAAGGUUCCAAACCACUCCAGAAAAGCCUGGAAAACAAUUAAGUUCUGAAUUUUUACUUUGUUAUGGUUACUAUCUUGAUCUACCUUUCCUCAAUGUUAAUUUCUUUUCAUUCUUUUUUUUGUGUCUUUUCUUCCUCCCUUCCUUUCCUUGGCUAAGACUGGAGUUUUACUUCCACAGGGCCACACAGAACGUGGGGGAUUUUAUUCAGUUGUGGGGUUUUUACAACAUUUUACUUACUGUGUCAGAAGAAGGAGAUCUAAGUUUAACAAGCUCCUCAUUUAUCGAUUUUUUUGCUUACACUUGUUUUUACCUUAGU